This is a messenger RNA of Aspergillus bombycis, 1275 nucleotides long. RefSeq names its product SOS response-associated peptidase. Bases 1 to 1275 code for a protein of 424 amino acids. Gene Ontology annotation, molecular function: single-stranded DNA binding. The transcript is spliced from 3 exons. The record is from RefSeq and is a predicted model, not a curated record. Lineage: Eukaryota; Fungi; Ascomycota; Eurotiomycetes; Eurotiales; Aspergillaceae. Gene Ontology annotation, biological process: DNA damage response.
AUGUGUGGUAGAUAUGCUCUUGGCGUGCGCAUGGCCUUCAUGCGUCGCCGCCUUGAAGAACAAGGCCUUCAGGUCGACGAAGCACCCUCCGAUGACGACGUCCGAGAAACAUACAACUUCGCUCCGGGGAGCUUUGGCGCCGUCUAUCGCACGGAUAUAUAUUCCUCGGGACACAACGGGGAACAGCAUGAGGACGACGACGACGACGACGACGACGACAGUGGAUCCCACACCACAUCGCCCGCUCAGAACAAGACAGAAGACAAAGACGAACAGACGCUCCCCAAGCUCAAAUACAAAAUCCAGAGUAUGAAGUGGGGACUGGUCCCGUUCUGGACGAAGCGGAAACCGGAUUACGGGUCGAUGAUGCGGACGAUCAAUUGCCGGGAUGACUCGCUGGUCGAGGAUCGCGGGAUGUGGACGUCCAUGAAGCGGAAGAAGAGGUGUGUAGUUGUCUGUCAGGGUUUCUAUGAGUGGUUGAAGAAGGGGCCUGGGGGGAAGGAAAAAGUGCCACAUUUUGUGAAGAGGAAGGAUGGGGAGCUGAUGCUUUUUGCUGGGUUGUGGGAUUGUGUUUCUUAUGAAGGGGAGGAUGAGAAGCUCUACACGUAUACGAUUAUUACGACGUCCUCGAACCCUUAUCUGAAGUUCCUUCAUGAUCGCAUGCCGGUGAUUCUUGAGCCAAAUAGUGAGGCGAUGAAGAUUUGGCUGGAUCCGAAUCGGACGACAUGGUCGAAGGAACUGCAGUCUGUCCUGAAGCCGUACGAGGGCGAGUUGGAAUGCUAUCCCGUUCCCAAGGAGGUUGGCAAGGUCGGAAAUAACUCCCCUGACUUCAUUGUGCCGGUAAGUAGUAAGGAAAACAAGAGUAAUAUUGCGAGCUUUUUUGCAAAUGCAAAGAAAAAAACCAAGCCGAGUGUCAAAGUCGAAGGCGAUGGCAUUACGGAUCAAAAUAUAGUCAAGAGCGAAGAUGAUCCGCGUCCAACGAGGGACGGUGAAUGGAGUGAGGACAAUGCACCCAAGCCAGCAACGGGCACUAAGAGAGAACGCACCCACGAGGGACCUGAAGAGGUAGCAGACGAGGGGACGAAGAAACCAAAGACAGAGCCGCUCACCCCUUUGCCAAAGAUGGCCUCAGAGCAUAACCCAGGGUCGAAGCAACAGACAACCCCUGUAGGACAGAAGAUGCGAAGUGCCACUCAUAAUGAAAAGCCCACGAAAAAGGUAAAUGCAAAGAAAGCUGAUGGAUCUCAGCCAAUCACAAAAUUUUUCUCAACUUGA